GUGACGAUUGUAUCGAAGCUGGAUACCGCUCAUCGUUUGACAAUUGUUCGUUCCGUUUUCUUCCUUCAGUACCACCAUCACGAUGCACAAAUGAACUAUUAUGGUACCCGACUUGCGACUUGCUCCAGUGAUAAUUUGAUCAAAAUAUUUGAGUUGAAACCGUCCGGACAAACCUACCCUUCGGCAGAGCUGAACGGUCAUACGGGUCCAGUAUGGCAAGUGGCCUGGGCGCAUCCAAAAUUCGAUAGUGUGCUCGCCUCAUGUUCGUAUGACAAGCGUGUCAUCAUUUGGAAGGAAGUAUCUGGAAAAUGGCAAAGGCUCUAUGAAUGGAAUCACCACGAUGCUAGCGUAAAUUCGAUAAGCUGGGCGCCGCAUCAGUACGGUCUCACGUUGGCCUGUGCAUCAACCGAUGGAACAGUUUCGGUGCUGAGCUUUAGUAAAGCAAAAAUAUGGACGCAUCAGAUCAUCCCAAAAGCUCAUGAAGAGGGAUGUAAUGCAAUUUCUUGGGCGCCUGCAACAUAUUACACUUCGCUCAGUCAAAGCGACGGUCCUAACACGCAGAAGCGAAUGGUUUCUGGAGGCAACGAUAAUUAUGUUAAAAUUUGGAGCGAAACAUCCGACGAUAGCUGGCAGCUGGAAUGUGCUCUAGAGGGGCACACGGACUGGGUGCGUGAUGUUGCAUGGGCUCCUGUUGCAGCAUUAAAUGCCGGUACAAUUGCCUCAUGUGGACAGGUAUUUUUUUGA
Messenger RNA from Gongylonema pulchrum, 744 nucleotides. The record is from the annotation of a GenBank genome assembly. Lineage: Eukaryota; Metazoa; Nematoda; Chromadorea; Rhabditida; Gongylonematidae.